AUGCUGCCCACAGUGCAGAAGGUCCGCAUUUUCUGUGCUGAUCCUGAUGCUACAGACUCAUCUGAUGAUGAAGAUGAUAAGAACAUCGCAGAAAAGAAAAUGGUCAGGGAGGUACUGGUUCCAGUGGCGAACUCGAAGACCUCAAAUAGUCUGAAGACCCUUGUGCCGUGUGGAACAAAGGAUCUGGAGGUUUCAGAGAAGAAGGGGAAAUCAAGCAGGUUCCGUGGUGUGCGCAAGCGACCCUGGGGUCGAUGGGCAGCUGAGAUUCGUGAUCCUGUGAGAAAAACCCGUAAGUGGAUUGGCUCUUAUGACUCUGAGGAGGCUGCUGCUGCGGCAUAUCAGGCAUAUGCAAACCAGAUCAGAGAUGAGUUCGUCCUCGGUUUCCUGCGUAUCUUCAUCUGCCCGUGUGAGCAGACAGCGCAUGAACCGCAGAAUAUAGUGCUCGUGGAGAAAGAUCCUGAACCUGUAGAUGAAGUCUUUCUGAACUUCUCCCCCACACCUAAGGAGAUUUCAAUGGACGAUUUGCUCGGACGGAUAGAUGAGAUUCCUGUCUGUGACUCUGUCAGGCCAGCUGAUGAACUUCCACUUGACAAUUUCACGAGGCUGGAAGAUGCAUUCCCUAUCAGUGAUUUUAUCGGUUCAAGAGAUGAGCAUCCGUAUGAUCACUAUAUUGGUCUGGCAGACAUUAGCCACCUGCCUCUUCCAAUGAAUGACCCAGCUUUCAAUCUGGAUGCAGAGCUUGAUUGGAGUGUGUUCGACUUUGCUGCAAUUGAACGUGAACUUGAUGUCCUUUGA
Molecule: messenger RNA, 795 nt
Organism: Miscanthus lutarioriparius
Lineage: Eukaryota; Viridiplantae; Streptophyta; Magnoliopsida; Poales; Poaceae
Source: the annotation of a GenBank genome assembly